Messenger RNA from Xyrichtys novacula (pearly razorfish), 21681 nucleotides. NCBI's taxonomy places the organism in Eukaryota, Metazoa, Chordata, Actinopteri, Labriformes, Labridae. The record is from the annotation of a GenBank genome assembly.
CUUGUUUCUGUGUCAUGUUCAGGUAAUGUUUACUGUCGUCAUGGUGUUGUAGUUACCAUCUGUAAAAGCAAUGACAUGUUGUUAUCUACAGAGAGAGAUUAUACUCACUUGGAAGAGGUUUUAAGGCCAUUUUUGCUCCUCAUUGAGUCACGUUUUGGACCGAAAAUGUUCCUCACAUCUAUUUUCAUGAGAGCCAAAACAAAAAACUAUUCAUGCUGACAUUUAGGCGUAAGAUCAGGUCAGAAUUUUAACUAUGAUACACCCUUGAAUCUUCUAGCAUCCUCGCUGAACUGGGGAGGAAAGAGAAGGGGACACCAAACUCAUCUGGGUCAGGUGUUUUGGGCAAAAUGGUCACGAGGCGAGCCGAUGACAGUGAGGAUGGACGUGGACAUCCUGAAUGGUUGACUCGAGAGCAGCUGAAACAGAAUAAGAGACGACACUCCUUCACACUUGGAGAAAAGGCUGAAAUCAUGAGAAAACAUCACCGCAGUAUUGAUCCAGCUCGAGGAGUAUGCAGCCUUGAGGUACAAAUAAUCGCCUCAGUCUGAAGGUGAAAUCAAAGAUGUUAAUGCAGCCUGCUUGAAUUUGUUUGAAGUCUACAUUAUUUAUUUUUAAUCUUUCCCAAUAGAGUUGCAUAUUUUAGCCUCAAGGUGUCACUAGAGUGUCACAUCACACAGUUCACAGCCUAUUUCCUAAGAGCUUCCAUCAAACUCAAGCUGAAGUAUAUCUCAGCAGCAGCAGCAGCGGCAGAAUGAAUGUGAGGUAAUGCCAAAAAUGCCAUUUUAAAUCAAGUUGAUGCUCAAUUUACUCACAGCCUGACAGCGCACCGUGCGUAACAAUCUGUCCCAGAGCCUGGGACGGCCAUGUUUCAGGCCAAAGUAACACAAACACAGCAGCAGCGCCAACUUUACUCUAAAGAGCCCACAUAGAGUCGGAUCCAAGCUUUCAGCCCUGACAGGGGUGAUGGAAAGAUGUGGGAGGUUUUUUUUUCCUGAAGUUUGCGGGUUGUCGUUGCAGAUGUCAGUCACACUUUCAUGCCUAAUGUAAUGAGCAAUGUGCCAUUACAGAUUAGGCAAAGACAGGCUUAGGAGUUCAAAGUUAUGCAGCUCUAAUAAAAAAGGAUUUGGAGAGCAGUCGAGGCUGCAUGUGAACACUUUUAGUCCUUCCAUCACUUUGACUGAUUAAACAAUUAUCUUUGCAGUUCAGGAGAUACCAUGGGGAGACCUCGACCCCGGUUACACCCUGUGAGGAGUUAGGCCUGUUUAUCCCUGUUAUUUAUUAAUGACAGAUCAGAGGGUGUCAUGGAUCAAGGACCUGCUGCUAGGAAACCAAAUUGAAGAGAGGCCAUUAACCCGGGGAGCAUGGCCCGUUGUUUGGCCUUGUAAAGCAUCACAGAGGCUUGACAUAGCAGGUGGUGGCUUGCAGUAGCCAUUAAAGAAAUUCACUCACCCUGGUGUGGGGCCUUAAUUGUGUUUAUUGAUAAUUAAACUGUGAGAAAAAACACCCUCCCUAUCCUUGAUUUGUAUUUUUUAGCACUCAGACUUAAUGAACUGCCUGGUGAGUGGAUUUGAGUGACUAGACUGAGCUUUUUUAAUUCCUGCCUGUUAUUUAUUUUUUCUCUUGUAUGUCUUAAUUAAACUGCAUAAUAACAAUAAAGGCUUUUCUUAAUAAAAAUGCUGCUGUUUUCUCUUUCAACAAGAUUGAUGAGACAAUUUCGCUUGACAACCUCCUGAAACUGGAACAAGCAUUUCAGGUACGAACUGCAUCGUUUUAAGAAGAAGACGACUCUGCUUUUUCAUUUCUGCAAAAGUUGACUUUUUUUAUGUCUCUCUGUAGGAAUUUGAAGCGGGUGGCUUGAGACCCAUUGAUGCGAAGAAUUUUGGACGUAUCGUGACAACUUGUUUGGGUUUGCCAAAGACGGUAAGACAGUGUGACGUUUCUUUUUAUAUCUCGCUCUCUUUUAUUCUUUCAUGCUUGUCCUCCUCGCUGCUUUUCCCUUUUUGCAGCCCACCACGCUUUUUCAAUCACCUGAUUGGCUUACAAUAAGUCUCAUUGCACUUUGUUUCUUUGUUCUUUUAAUUUCACAGAGCAAUGCACAGAUUCAAGGGCUAUUCAAGAAGAUUGAUUAUUCAGGCCGGGGAAGGAUUUCAUGGGUGAGAUGGAAUUGAUAUUUGUUUCUUAUGGAGCAUGCAGUCUUUCUCUUUAUUGAGUGUUUGGCCUCAGUUAUAAAACAUUUCCAUGCAUGCUGACACCAGAAAUCUGCAAUAAAAAAGUUAAGCCAAUUUUAAAUGUGACAGGGUUAUUUCUGCAGCUGUAAUUCAGACAGGAGUGGCAGAGCAAGUGUAGCCGCACACAAUGAAUCGGGCUAAAUCAGCUUUUCCAGUGCCAGGUUGAAUGUAAACGAACAUAUUUAUCCUGCGCUGCUUCCAAAAAGUGGUUUUCAGAGUGGAAGCAAAUAUUUGCAUUGAGGCACUUGCUCCAUGUUUAGUAUCUUUUCAGUGUUUUCUUUUGCCGCAGCUGGAUAGUUUGUUCAUUUCUAUACACUUUGCCUGGAGAUAAGGAAGAGUCUUUUAUCUUUUUUUUUCUCAUUGAAUAAUCUCUUAACCAAAUGUUGAACAUUAGUCAUGACAUUUAAAAGACCUUGCUCUCUCUGGUCUGUUUGCAAAUUUCAUUAAUAAUGAGCCCUCUCUCCACCUGAUGUGAAAGGAUAAUAAUGAUGACUACAGACACCAAAAGUUCUCAUCAUGGCUUUGUGUUGCAGGGUGAUUUCUGCACACACGUGCUCCAGAGUUACAAAGAGAGACAGGAAACCAUCAGAUGCAGCAAGCGAGUGUCAUUCACUCUACCGGCGACCGUGAGGACGUCAUGUCACGGCAUUCCCAUCGUCAACAUCGGCUCCACCCGUGACGACACCAUCGUCACAGUGAGAGAGGAUGGAUUGGUUUGCUGCUGGAGCCCUGAACUCAAACCAAUGCAGACCAGACAUUUGUUUGUAUGUUUUAACUUCUGGACACUAGAAAGACGAUUUGGUGUGCUAUCCUCUUUUCAACAAAACUUUAUGAAAAGAGCCACGAUUGAUCCCUAUCGAUUAAUGACUAUUAUUGAUUCUACAUUAAUGUGGAUAUCUCCUCCUUUUGUAAGAAGUGAAGCCAAAACACCAUCAUGUUCGCCCCUUUCACCUAUCAAACAUCCAACAUUAAAGUUCCCUCAGGUUGAUGCAUGCGCUGUCUGUUAACAUAACAGAGAAGGUGGGCUUAAAGACCUAUACUGAAGCCAGCCACCAGGGGGAGCUUUAAAGUUUUGGUUUCACCUUUGGGGGGCUCUGUGGCACCAUGGCUUGUCUGCUCUUACAGUCAGUGGUUCCUGUCAUGGACAUCUAUGUCUUAAACAAGGGCAAAGAAAAAGCAAAAGAUGAUCUCUUGAUACUCGAGUCAACAUUAAGUGUGUGUCCCUGCAUGUGUAGCUAUGUGUGGGAGUGUGUGUGUGUGUAUCAGAGAGAGACAGUGACUUGAAUAAAUUACUGGACCCAUGUUGAUUUUAAUGAGGGACCACAUCACCCCAGAAGGAUGUUGGAGUGUAAUGAUGGGUUCUUCAUGAACAACCACGGAGGCGUAAAGUGGAUGACUCCAAAAAAUCAUCUGUUGGCGACACUGUUAAUACCUGUGAAGGGGUUAUUUUGUGCAGUAGGAGUCAAGACCGUCACUGUGUUAAGCCCAAAAUAUUAACAUCGCUCUUUUUUUCUUACAGACUGAAGUCCCUGCGAACACGAAGUCAAAGUGGGCGAGUGAUUUCACUGUGAUGACUGAGUACAACAAGCUGGUGGUUGCUACUGGGUAAAGAGAGACAAAAAUUUAAUGCCAUUUUGGUAACACUUUAUUGGACGCAUAUCUCUAUGACGCAUUAUAAAUAUAUUUAUAAUGUGUUAUAAUCAUGUAAUAGCACUGUGCAACUAUAGUUAUAAACACUCAUAAAUGAUCAUUAUGCUUUACAUAUGACUUACAAAGUCAGGUAUUAUAAUGUGUUAUAACUGUUAACAACUCACUGACAAUGCCCACAUUGAUAAUACAAUGCAACUGUUGUUACCAGUUAUAACACAUUGUAAAACCUGACCUUGUAAGUCAUGAUAAAAUGCUUUAUAAUGUGUUAUGAUUGUUGCUAUAAAGCAUUAUGAUAAUUAAUGAGUGUUUAUAACUAUAGUAAUACAGUGCUAUAACAUGAUUAUAACGCAUUUUGAAUGUAUUUGUAAUGCGGUAUAGAGAUAGGCGUCAAAAAAAGUGUGACUGAAAUUAGAUUUUAGCUGGACAUUAAACAGUGAGGCUUGACAAUCAGAAUCAGAAGGGGUUUUAUUGCCAUUGUCGAUCAACAGGAUUCACAGACUAGGAAUUUAUUUUGGCAUGAUGGUGCAACAAUAAACAGAGAGAAAUAUAAAAUACUAGAAUAAAAACUAAUAAGAGCAUGCAAGAAGUAUAUAAAGUAUAAAAAUAUAAAAGUAUAAAAGGUUAUGCACAAUGCUAUGGGCAAUAAGUAUAAAAUAAAAGGCUAAAUAAUGACCUACAUGACCUAAAUAAGCAACCUAUUAAAAAAAAAGGCUGGCUAAAAAAGUAAGGUAAAGUAAUUACAUUCUUGCCCAGAGGGGGCGCCAAAAUCAACUUAAACUAAGCGCAUGAAUGCCUUUGUUAACUGCAGGACCUGGACUCCUCAGGUUUUGUCCAUCAAACCUGUGUUUGCUGUCUUUCAGAGACAGAGAGAUCCAGCUUUAUGAGCUCUCCACUCUGGAGCCGUACUGUCAGAUCAGCGCCCUGGACACCGUGCCUUUAACUGUAGACUACAGGUGAGCAGCUGGACCUCCACCAUGUUUACGGAUUCAUAAAAUGUCCCAAUAACACCCACACUGUUAUUUGUGCUUUUUCAUCACCAGCCACAUGGGAGCUGAUAAAUGCUGUAUUCUCUACGGAGACACUGAGGUACUCUUUUAAUUAAAACACUCAUCUAAACAGCAAUCAGUAACUGUGUUGAGCUUGAUUAACACUUUGAAGAGCUGAUUCAAGUGUUUAUAUUUCAGGGUUGUGUGACGAUCAUUAUAAUAUCCUCUGUUGCAGAUACUCUCAGGUAAGUGUGCUUUUUAAAAGUCCCUAUACGCACACCUGUAAUCAUGAUGUUUACCUUUAAAAGAGGUUACCAUAGCAAGAUGUCCUCGUAUAUACGCUUAUCUAGUCUAUUUUUACGCUGUAAUUGGAGGAGAAAAUGCCAAGGUUAUUUCUCUGCUGGCCUCAACAAGUUGGUGAUUAGGAUUUGAUUUUCUGCACAACGAAAGAAAACUCAAAUGUGUUUACCAUCUUAUUUGGCCCCUCUAUUGUUUUCCUGGCUGAUAAAUAAGAUAAUUUUGACACAAAUUGUUUCAGAUAAGUGAAAGAUACAUUUGUAAAGUAUUUGCAUAGGGACAUAAAUCAGGGUAAAUUCAUAAAAUGUGGAUUUCUAGUUUAUCUUUAUGCAUAUUUAGGUUCAAAAUGUAUGUUUCACAACCAAGCAGCAGCUACCUUGAAUUCAUUGAAACGCAUCAGGUUUUAUAAACCCUGGAGGAUCUAAAAUACUCCGGGAAUGUGAUCGUUUGUUUGUCAGUACUUAGUCAUUCAUCGAGUGGAGAGUUGUUGCACUCACAUUGUUGCAAAUGCAAUCUGUUGAAAAGCUCAUUUCUUUCCUGUUACAUGUUGUACCUUUCAAUCUAUUCAGGAUGAAAACACUCUUGCACAAAAGUGAUCCUGCUGGUUUUUGUUUUGGUUGCAACAAGUAAGAGAAUACGCUGCAGUGUUUGGACUCCUGCAUAAAAACCCUUUUUUCUCCGCUCCUAUUUGCAGAGCUAUUUCAAAUAUGUGGUGGAAAAUUAUACCUUUACUCACCAUAGGUUUCCUGCCAAUCAAAGAAAUUACAGGCUCUCUCUGUGUGUGUCUGACAGUUUUCAGGCGUGAUUGUACAUCCUAACUUUUCAUUUUCUAGAGUAUGGAAUAAAUUACCAAAGGUUGAAGAUGUGCCCAACAUAGUGAUGGACAAUGCAGUGCUUUCUCCGGAUGUGACCUUUGUCAGAUGGAAGGUUCAUCAGGACUGGGUAACACAGGUGACCUAUGAGUACAAAAUGCAACAAUAUCAGAUAUAUUGUGUUUUGCUUGAACAGAUUUAACGUAAAACUUAUUUUGCUCUUCUUCAGGUUAGAUAUUUUCAAAGUUUUCAAGCGGUUGUCUCCUCGUCAAACGAAGAGUCCUCAUCUCUUGUCAUAGGUAAUUUAUGUUUGACUUGUUUCUUGAGCUUUUAAUUAGUUUAAAUGUCCCCCUUUUUUACUACUUAAAGUUUUUUAAGGGCUUUUCUUCUGCAGAGCUCCAGUAACUCACUAUCAAUUCGCCUCCGAGUCGUGGGCGUAGACAGCGCUGGUCUGUAGGUCACGCUAGCUUGCUGCCUAACAUUGCAGGUGUAGCAGAUGUGGCAGGUAACAUAGGAGCUAUUCAGCUCUCUGACACUAAUGUCUUUGGGGACAUGAUAAAAGUUAAUAUCACAAUUAGCUUUCUCACGAGCAUUGCAAUCCGCUAACACAUAUGCUUUUUCCGCGAUCCUCCUCUCUAUUUUUCUGAGUGUGGAGCUUGGAUUUGCUACAUAGAAAAUCUCACUGUAUCUGAUCCUGCCAUUUGGCUCUGCCAGAGAAUUAAAGCGAUUCGAAUGCAGAAGUACUCAAGGAAUGCAAUUUCACACUUAUAUUUUCAUGUAGACAACAAGAAAAACAUGAUUUUGAUCGGGGUAGGUCUUUAAAGGCAUGGUUUCAGAAACGUUGGUAAAUAUAGACACAUUUUUUCUCAUAUUGACUUGACAUGAAAACACCCAUACUUUUCUUAUUAGCAGUGGUGCAGAGUUAAAUACACAGAGAUGUGCAUUCUGCUAUGUUGGAAGCAUUAUUUGCACUUUUUGGACCAAAGUAACAGGAAACAAAAUGCUAACUAAAAAAAGCACUCAGAGAGUGCAGACCUUCGCCAAGCAGCUCAUGUCCCCCCUUAUAUUGUGAUUCACACCAAAACUUUUACUGUUACGUGUCUUUUAUUAACUUUUAUGUAUGUUUAAACUGGUAUGUUCACUGUUCAUAAUGUUCCUAAAACAAGAAAUGCCCUGACCCGGAUUUGAACCCAGGACCUUCUUACUGUGAGACGACAGUGCUAACCACUACACCACUGUGCCGCCCAUUGGUUAUCUUUCAGCAUUGAAAAUUCCAACAACACCCUUAUUUUUGUGUGUUCUGGAUCACAGUAUCCAGAAUUUUGUCUGGAUUAGGAUCAACCUUUGACACCUCAUAAAACUCAUUGAGAUCCUUUUGUGUCAUUUUUUACUAAAGACUCUGGACAUUUUUAUAGAGUUAAAUGCAAAAAUUCCAAAAUUUGCCCUAUCUCACAAUGAUAAAGAAUCCUUCAAAAAAUUCCUGGAUCCAGAAGGCGAUCCGGAUCACCACCAAAAUGUAAUGGGAUCCUCCUGGGGCUGAGACGCACCUCUGGUGAAAAUUUCAGGUCAAUCCGUCUGUAACUUUCUCUGUAAAGUUGCUAACAGACAAACAAACAAACAAACAAACAAACGCUACCGAAAACAUAACCUCCUUGGCGGAGGUAAUAACAACAUAAAGUCUAUCAGAUACAAUCAGAUUCAAGGUAAUAAUAAAAAGUAGAAGAACAGAUCAAAAUUAUAUGUGCUUCUUAUUUUUCUGACACCUCAGUGAAAAAGCGUCCACUGCUUAAGGUGAUGGUAGAAAGUCUCUUAAUCCUCUAUAAUGCGCUGUGAUUACCGUUCACGGUGAACAUUAGGCAGCCUGGAAGGAGCGCUCUGAGGGAUGACUGUUGAUGACUCAUCCAUCACAAAUUCACCAAUCAAUGCCAAAAUGUGUGUGUGUGUCUGGUUGAUCGCCCAUGUCCACUCGCCAGCUCGGUCAUUUAUUCUGAUAAUGACUCACCCGCGCUCCUAAAGCAUGUUUUGAUCGAUGCUCGUGGCCUUGUAAUAAAAUCUUUUUUUCUUCUCCUUCUUCUGGAGGCUGCGCGUUGCCUCUGACAGACGCCGAGCAGCAGCUGAUCGAGAUCAGAGAGGCCUGCUACGAAGGGAAGAUUAAAAAGGUCCAACUGAGCUGGACUCCACAGCAGAGAGCAUCAUGCGACCAGAGGGUGUUUAGCAUCUAUAAAGGUGUGAAGGCGUUUGACCUUUGUCAGAAGCACAGCCUGCUGGUAACAGGAGGCAUGGACAGACUCAUCCGCAUGUGGAACCCUCAUUUUUCAGGGUGAGAGAGCAGAGCUCAGUGGGAAUCGGAGAGGAAAUUAGCAUUGAUUUAGAAAGACACCUCCCGUUGAUACUGUUUGCCUUUUUUAGGAAAGCUACAGGAGUGUUGAAAGGCCACUCUGCCCCCAUCGUCUACCUCAAAGUCUCCUCAGAGGACGGUCAGAUCUUCUCUGUCUCUACAGAUAACACUGUGAAGGUGAUCCAUGCCUCAUUUUAUAUUCAAAUGACCCAAAGAUGCUGCAUCUCUAAUUCUGUAGAUACACUGAUCACUGCAGACAUUUCUCUUCUCUCUCUCUCUCUCUGCCUGGAAGGUCACCAGGUAUUCAGCGGCGAGGCUCUUUCCUUACAGUUCCAAAUCCACACACCAUGAAUACUACUUUACAAACAUAGACCACUGCAGACACGGCCUCUCCCUCCUCUACCUCACAUCACUCCGCUAAGCACCAAACAUGCAUGCCAAUCGUUGUCGUGAUUCAUCAGACUCGGGGAACAGAAACACUGACAGCUGAUCAAUACACAGUACACCCUGAAAAAAGUUCAGAAGUAGCAGCUGGUGACAGAGAGAGAAAGAGAGAGAGACAGAGAGUGAGCGAGAGAGAGAGUACGGAGUCACUGUGACUGGCAAGUUACAUGCAAGUUGUUUGAUUCUUAGACUUUGCAGAACAUGAUUCUGAAGCCAGCAAUAGUGGUCGUCAUAUUAAAAGAGCAGAUUUAACAGAGCUUUCUGGCGGGCCUGUAUCCUGUUUGCCUCUCAGUCAAAUCAGUCACACCUCAUUAUGCAAACUAAUGCAGGAGUCUUAACCUUAAAAUCUCCAGAACACAAAUACACAUAUCCAUAAAACUAGAGAGAAAAAUAAUAAUGAAAUACAGUUACCUACUGCAGCUUUGAGUAAAAAUGUAUGUGCCUUUAUCCAUUUCAGAUUACUCUUUAUUGAACUUGACAUAAAUCACAGAUACAAAAGAGGAUUAGGGCCACAUGAGGAGGAAAAAAUAUGACAGAAAGGAGAUUAAAGUUGAAAUUUAGAGGUUGAAGUCAAAUUUUGAGAUUAAAAAUUGAAACUUCAGGUUAAAGUUGAAAUUUCGAGAUUACAAAAUGUGGAAAAGUCAUGACUAGUAUUGAAAUUUCUAGAUUAAAAAAAUCCAAAUUUGAGAUUAAAGUCAAAAUUUUAAGAUUAAAGUCGACAUGAAUAAAUUCGAACUUUUGACUUUUUAAAAUUUCAAUUUUAAUCACGAAAUGUCGACUUAAAUAUUGAAAUGGAAAUUUAAAAACUGUUCCUACUGAAGUUAUAUUUUUUCUCUUCUUGCGGCCCUAACCCUUUGUCAUACUGAUAAAUAUCACUUUAUUCUCCUCCACAUGUGUUGUAACUGUACUUUAGAUUUAGUUUUUUUGCACAAUUUACAAAUAUCUAAUCAGUGUUCCCUGAUUACAGUGGACCAGAAAGCAAACAGGAUUCAUGGUGACAUAUCUGCAUGCUUGUACUCCCCUGCUCAUGAGGUAUUACUUUAACCCGACUCAGUAUGAUUCCUCAUUAUUCCCCUUUUGUCCUUCUUCCAGGUUUGGGAUAUUCAGGAUCAGUGUUGCCUGAUCAUAGUGGACCAGAAAGCAAACAGGAUUCAUGGUGACAUAUCUGCAUGCUUGUACUCCCCUGCUCUGAGGUCCCUCUACAUCGCUGCAGACUGCAUUGCUGUCCUCUCACAGAAAAUUAGGUUUGCUGUCUGGCCUUUUUUUGCUUUAUUUAUAUUCCUCCUCUGAACUGACUCAACACUGAUGGUUUUGGGAGGCUCUAAAACUGAAAAGUACAGCUGAUGAGUUUGAAGAUUUUCUUUGAAGGGUUUAAAAAUCCCUCUUUCACCCAAAAGAUACAUAAUUUAAGAUUUCUCUCCAGUGCCUCAAUUUAUAAUAAUCUUCCAGUUAUUCAUUUUGUUAUCUUUCUCUUCUGUUAAGGCCGCAGCUUCACAGCCGCCUGACUGUUUCUCACAAUGAGCCUGUAACGUGCUGCGGCUACAGCCGGGAGUUUCGUCAAGUGGUGAGCUGCUCUGAAGGAUCUGUGAGUAAAUUUGUGUUUAAUAUUAACACCGACACAGGCGAGCAACUUUAAAUUUACACAGAAGUAUAAUCCAGUCAUGUGCACACAAGGACAGGACUGCUUUUCUCUUUAUCUAAACUGUAUGUCAACAGAUACAGUAAAUUUCAUGAAUAAAUGUUUUUAUAAUCUAGUAUCUUCCUCUAAUCUUGUCUUCACGUUUUGUAGCUCUUUGUAUGUUUUGUUUGAUGAGUAGCAGUCAUAACACUAACAUGAACUUUGAUAUAAUAUUACUCAUUUUAGGUGGUGAAAGUCUGGGAUUUUGACACAGCGCGACAGGUGUUUGAGUUUGGCGGGACAAAUGGCCUGUCUGCCUUCACAUGUAUGACCUUUGACCCCAAAGGGAGAAGGUACAGUAAAUAAAAGAGCUUGCAUUACAAAAAAAACCCUUUCAGUGCUGUGUUCCACUACCAUAUUUUUCGCACCAUAAGGCGCACCGGAUUAUAAAGCGCAUUAAGCUGAACAAAACAGUCAGAUAAGUCAAACUUUAUUUAACUUGUUCAAUAACUCCGCGAGGCUACGGUAGCUGCAGUGCUCCGACAAGCCAAAAGGAUUUUAAGUUCGCCUUAUAGUGCAAAAAAUACGGUACGUAGGAAGUCGGGUGUUGGAGCUUGGAAUGAUGUUACAUCCAAGUUGAUGGCGUUCCAGUAAACAAGUCAGAAAACCAAGAUAGAUGCCUACUGUUCAUGUCCCCCUGUUGUUAAUUGUUGUUAGCUAUACCAGUAGUAAACAACGCAUAACACAGUAUUUUACUCUUACAAACACCAUAGCACCGUGUUCACAGUUAGACGUUGGGAAGUACAACAUAUACCACUUAUUGAAUUUCACAAAAACAAAACAGAAGUGCUAAUAAAUGAUACAUUACGAGAGCUUUCACUGUUACCCUUUACUGUUGAUGCACUGCGCUGCCAUCUUGGAUUAUGACCUUGUCGUCAAGUUGGGGUUGGUGAGGAUUGUGCGACUUUCCGAGUCAGAAGUCGCAGCAUAAGUACUACUUUAUCACCUUACCAGAUGUUUUGUGUUUGCAGACUCAUCACUGGAGGAAGAAAUGGUUGCUUAAAGAUCUGGAACUUCAAUAACGGCCAAUGCCUGAAGACACUAAAAAAAGGUCUGAAUUCAGUCCAUAAAACAAAACACUUAAAACACCCUAAAUUUAACAGAUAACAGAGAAACAUCCACUCUUAUCUGUCCUCCAGAUGCUGCUGUCUGUAAUGAAGUGUGUGACUGCGUCUUUCUGCAGGUUCACAGUAACCAGUGAGUAAAAGUUUGAUAUUCGCCCGUCUUCUUUCCUCUGUGUGAAUUAUAAUCCCUGCUGAUUUAAUGCUAUUUGAAUUCGCAGCUAUGUGAUGUCUGUGGGUCGAGACCGCAGGAUUGACAUUUACCCAGUGAGUAGAAAAAGAAAAGGUAUUAUUGUCAGCUGUGUUUCAGAAACCUCAUUCCAAUUAUUCCUCCACCUCUCCAUCAUACUGCACCUCAUUUACAUUUGUUUACGUUCUUAUAAUAACCUGGAAACCAAUAUGAAUCUGCAAUAAAAGACCUUUGAAUUUCAUUAAAAAUACAAUUGGAAAAGAGGAGUAAUAUCUUCUGCUUUGUGGGCAAUGACACUUCUGGUGGUCUUGUUAAUGAGAUAAUGAUAAUGUACUUUAGUAGGUAUUUUUAUAACCGAAUCAGAUGUAUAAGGUUUCUAUAGAAAGACUAUAGAUCUGUGUUUUAUCAGGACCUGCCUGAAGACCACCAUCAUGUCCAGAAGCCGCAGCCCUCCUGGCAGGAUGAUCUGGUGAGUAAUGAUCAAGAACUAUCGACAUUAACUUUGAGAAAUCAUGUUUGCUUUGACCAAAUAUAGUGAACCUUUCAGGUGAGACUAAGUAUCCCUCUGUGACAUUUAAAUCAGGCAAAACUGGAUGAAUUCAGUCUUUAUUUUUCCUGCUGUGAAAUCUAGACAUCCAUUUGUUGAAGUGACAAAAACAAUAAAUUACUUUUACUGUUGAAAACAUUCAACAACGCUUCAUACAAAGCAGCUCUACAGUUUUAUAACGGAUCAUAAACUUAUAUGAGGCGAAUCCAGACAAAAACAGACGUAGGUUUGUGUUGCAUCAUAUAAACAGUGUAAAAAUAGACGCUCCCGCAUUUCUGAGACAAAAGCGCUUUGUGCUGAAAAACCUUGAAAAUUUAUCCUAACAAUCCAUCCUAACAAUCCAUUGUUCUGUUGUUACACUCGCUUCACAUUUUAGUACAUAAGGUUUCUCGGACAGUCGUGUCCUUGCUCCACCGCAGACACCUUUGGGGCUCGGAAGAUAAAUCUUCCCUGCUGGUACUCUUUUCACUUUUUCUCAGGCACACGCAGGAAGCUGUGCUCUUUGGUCCCCAAAACCUUUUUUUCGCUGACUGGCUGGAAACCUCAAAGAGAGAUGGGUAACAAAGCCUGCCUGAUCUCUGCCCUACUGUGCAGCAUCGCCUGCAGAUAAUUCUUCACUUCACCUCCUCAGUUUCUCUUAGUUUUGAAAAUUUCUUUAACAUAUUUUAAUUUAUUCUUCCUAUCUGUUCAUGAACGUGCCGUCCUCCUGCACCCAUAACUCAUUUACAUGGCUGCUAAUGUCAUCAAGUUUUCUCCCACAUCGUCGUUCAUGUCCUCACACCACACAGCUUCUCUUUGUGCAGCCAAGCUUUGACCCGUCACUACCUGUAGUCUAUGACAGGCUCGGCUUCAGGGCUGUCACUCAGCUGAAAGGAUGAUUUUAUCACUGACUCAGUUCAGUCAAAAGGUGUGCACCAAAUGCCCCAUGCACUCCCAUCACAGUGUCUCAUAGAGUUACAUCAGUUUUUCCCCUUAAGCCUUUUUUCUUUUUGGUUUUGCACAUAAAGUGAUGUCAAGAUCACAUAUUUUGAAGACAAAUCUAGACGCAUAUUUAUUUAUUUUUGACAGUUACAGAGAUAUUUCAUGAAUAACCACAAUCACAAAGGCAGAUGAUUCAAUCCACUAAAUAUCACAGCAUCGCUAUGCCAGGCACGUCAGAGAGCUGCCAACACUGUUGAUGCUCAUUAGGGAUUUCCAUUCCUGAUCAUUGAUUAUUGAGUCAGAGCAGCUUUUAGAUUUGGUGGAUAUCUCAGCGCGAGGGGAAAUACUCAUUUGAUUCGAUCAUGCAGCCUUUGGAGUACAUGAUGGCCAAAAGUGAAAAUCAUGCAAACGUAAUACUUUUCCAAAUGAAAAAACUGGGAAUUUGAAGAGUUUUCUUUCCCUCUAUGAUGCAAAUCAGCAGGCGCACCCACCAUUUAUGUCAGGAAAUAUUGGCUGGUCUGAUAUCAGUAAGAACAGAAAUCACAGUCAUUGCCGUUACUUGUUCUGUGAGUCAUAUUGCCUCUAGUUGUGAGUUUGUGAGUCAAAUCAGGAGCCUGUCUCUUAGUCAAUGCUUCUCUCUCCAACAGAGAUUCAUGAGGAUUUUUGGCUGUAAUGAGCCUGUUUUUCAGUAAUCCUGGAGACCAACAGAGAGCAAAACAACAUGAAGGCAAAACAGUGCCUUUAGCCAAAAAGCUCAAGUCAGUAUGUUAACCUGCUUUCAGUGACAAAGCUAACACGCCGAUUCUUGGCAUGUUGAAGUAAACUCAAUCUCUGGUUUGCACUCCUGCAUACAGAAAGUCCACAGUCUCUCAAAAGGGCGGCCCUACAGCUCCAUCUUGACCCACAGCUCUGUGCUGCAUGUAAUUCCCUAUUCUCUCGUCCCAGUUUGCAGGUGCAUCCACUGUCCUAUCUCUCAGUGAAAGGAAUAAAACAAGAGGGGCAUGUGUGGACUCUUGACAGAGGUGGCCCAGUUAGGGCUCUGACAGAGGCAAAAGGGGCCAAGGCAUCACAAGAGUGUCCUACCAAGGAAACUUACAGAACUCCAUGCAUUUAGGGAUAUAAUUAAACAAAACAAUUCUUGGUCGACUAAAACCCUGAAAUUCCCGACUCUCGGUGGGGUAAAAAUAUACUGAUAUCAGCACAAAAGGCUAAAAUAUAAAUAUUGAGCAAACCUUCUUCUUCUUCUUGUUUUACGGCUAUGGCAACCAUUGUUAACCACCGGACGUUGAUUGACAUGGACGCUCUUCAAUCUUCCUGUCUCCAGUCGGUCGGUGUCCAGUGGGUUGGGCGAAUUAGCCCUUGGUAUGUUCCUCCUGAUGAAAUUAACCUUACCCCCAAUUUCCACUGCAUCCGAAACGGCUACGAAAAGACCCGAUCGCGGCUGCUCGUAACCAUUUAUGUCGAUGUGUCAGUUUCCAUCGGCUUCUUUUUGUUCCACUGCUCGGAUCGCCGAACUCUGCAGCUGAUCGCAAGAGUUCUAUUUUUUCCGGACACUGGAGCAAACACUCAGAUCGUAUUUCACACCAUGCAAACGGGCGGGGAUGAACAAGUGAAAGGUUUUUAGACAGCAUUUCAUCCUGAUGACACCAUGGAUGAGGAGAUGCUGAUUUUAGAAGUCUAGAAGUAGAUUUCCUCCUCUGGAAUGACAUAAUCUACUGCUUAAAUGGUUAGCCUGUGUGGCUAGAGACAACUUGUUUUUGCGCAAUUGCAUGUGAAUCUGCGGUUUCUUGUCAGUUCUCGUGAUUCCCAUAGACUGUAUAUACUAUGGACAACUUGGUUCCACCGCCUGUAUACGGAUUUGAAAAGCUCUUGAUGUUUCCGGGAUUUUUCUUCAUUUCCUGAAACCAGUGCUGCGCAGUAGCGAUGUGCGCUUUCGGCUGCGCAGUCGCCGAGAGUCACUGACACAAUGAGGACUCUUUCCAUGCUGAUAACAGCAUAUUGAUGCCUCUGUAAAACCUGUUAAAGCAAAUUAAACUAUCAGCACUGAGAAUCUGUAUUUCUAGUUCGUUGCUAUUAAAGCCUGAAGUUGCUACCACAUGGUAAGUGUCAGGCUUCACUUCCCAAAAACAGCUUUUAAUUGCAUUUUUCACAGUAUGCCUUUUACUAAGUGAUACAUUCGACUGUUAAAAGACAGCAGGACAAAUUUGGUGUUAAAAAAAUCAACUUUCUCAUGUUUAGAAUUAAAUUGGCAAAUAGAAAAAGAAGUACAGCUUUGUUCACAGGGGGUUCCAAAUCAGCCAAAACUGAAAGCGUUUCUCAGGCGCUUUAAUAACAUCAGCCUUCAACUCAGAUCUCAAACUAAUUAAAGCAGCCUUGUGCACUCAAAGCUGCUCAACGGUCCCCAGUGAUAUCACUCGAUAUAUGUCAGUUAUUCUAUCUGAUUUGAGGUGUAAAACAUGGUCAGUAUAUCUCAGACAGCAGGGCACAGCUUUCUCAGUUAGAGGGAAAUUGAUUCUCUCUACAUGAUCUAUCGAAGGGGGCGAAGCUGCCUCCUAUUCCAGCUCUUUCAUUAUGGCAGCUGGUUACACUCACCCUCAAAGAGGUCCAUUAACAGAGCAGAAAGAUUACAUUUACAGUGCCUGGUAAGAAAAGUGACCUCUUUGAUUAUCUACAGAGCCCUCUACUGAAAUUGUUUUUCAUUAAUGGCCUGAGGAGGGACGAUUGAUAGCUUCCUAUAUAUAGGUAGCUCUCUGUGAAUUCUCCUUUUCCUCCAGAUGGUCACUGCUGUGGUGCAUCUCAUCAAAACUUUAAAGCACAGCCCAGUUCAGCUAAAUAUUUUACUUUGGUUUGGAUGGAAAUUGACGGCGAGCUCACUUGUCAGCACCUACGUCAAACCUGCCAUCUGCCUGUCCUGAAAUGUACGGCGUCUUGUUGGCGUCGCCACUCGGAGCAAAACAAUCCUCUUGAGUUCAACGAGUCCGUGCACUCAGGGUUUCGAUGUAUUAUACACUCGGCCAGAGUACGAUUCGCAAAAUCCAAACCUCAGAGACGAGUCUUUGACAUUUUUAUGUGGCUUCAAGAGAAAUUUCCAGUGUCUGACUAUUUUUGUGGUAUUAGACUGAAUGUGUCAUUUGACAAUACACUGAAGCACAGCAUGACGGCUGAAGUGAAGGGAACUGAAACACUGAACAUCUCCAACACGCAAACACGGACAGGAUUCCUUCUGAGACGCUUGUCUUGACUGAAACAGAAAUGAAAUCUUCAGGGGGAUGUGUCCUUGAACCGUGAAUUCUUAUCUGACGUGGCAUGACUUCACUUUUAUUCUUCGGCUCUUCAGGAUAACUCACUCUUUGUCUUUCUUUAGAAAAAUGGCCAUAAGGGGGACAUCCUCUGCGCGGUGCAGUGCCCUCCAUCUCUUCUCGCCACUAGCAGCUACGACGGCGAGGUUAUAGUCUGGAACAUGGUUUCUGGGCGUAUCAAGUGUCGGUUUGUCAGCCCAGUUUUGACUGGACAGAAAAAUGCUGAAGGUGAUUUGCGUGCAUUAAGGUGAAUUUUGAACAAAAUCAAUAAACUCUGGCAACUUUGUAUCUAAAUGAUCCAUUUUUGUUAUUUCACAGGAUGGGAUAUAAGCGUCCCGAGCAUAAUUUUCCUUAAAAACUCCAAGUUGCACCAGUUUUCCUCGGCUACAGCUCUGCUGUCAUCUGGAGCCUCAGGUCAGUGUGAUUCAGUGAGUGCUUGGACAUCAUUUCCUCCUUUAAUAUCAGUCAACACUCUCUUAAUUUGGCUGUGAAUCUCCUCUUUUACAGGUUGUAUAAAUCUCUGGAGUGUGCUCGGUGGACAAAAAUUCGUCGGCUCCUUUAAAGCUGUAAGAUACUCCUCUUUUCGCUCUUAGCGUGUUAAGAACUCCACUUAUAAUCUCUAUUGUCGUACCUUGAAAACUGCUGAUUGCACAGAAAGAUGAAUCCUGGUGCGAGUUUUCUUUGCACCUUUUAAACACCUUGCAGGUACUUCCCUUGCAGCUCUGAAAUGCAAAACAGAAACCCUUGUAUCUGACACAGGGUGAACUUGGGGGGUUUUACGCUCAAAUUAAACAUGUGCCAAGAAAUCCGAACAUGGAAAACAGAGAGUGUCUUUGUAGACUUGAAAUCGUAAAGAUCCUCUACUGUGAGAGGCACAAAAUCUUUUAAGUAACACUUUUGAUUUGGUGCUGCAUGUGUGAUAACAACUUAACAGUUUUUUAAAGCUCUUACUUAAUAAAAUUUUAAACGUGCAUCAAACAGGCAGCUGUUUAGAGAGGAGUUUAAUAAAGGAUUUAAGUCCUGCAAAGAAAUGUCAUUUUUAAUGUUUUUACAGUCUAGAUUCCAACAGAAGAUUAUAAAAAUGGCAAAAACAGAUGGAGAAACACUGCUGUACGCUGCAGACAGGAUUGGUUACGUCUAUCUUUACAACAUGGAGAAGUUUGUUGCCACUCAGGAAGACUUUGGAGGUUAGCUACACUUCUUUUCUACCACUGCAUCAAGUAGUCAUAUGGUCAAAGUAUCAUACCUCUGUCUGAUUAUUUUCAUUUUUCUGCAGCUGAAAUCUUCUGGCGUGCUCACACCGGCAGAAUAACAGGGUAUGUGAAAUAUCAGCCCAGCUUCUCAGCAGUUUUAGGAAACAGGAAAGGAGGAGUGGAGCUACGGCUUUGAACACACAGGACUCAGUGUUGGCAAAGCAGUGAUAUUUUCAUCGUGUGUGUUUAGUUUGACGGCAUGUCUCUGUGGUGGCUGACAAGGGCAGGUGAUUUACAGCUGCUGGAGUGAUUUUCACCUAGAGAAACAUGAUGCAAACACAGACAGGAUGCAAGUUCAAGAACACAUGCAAACACAAAACAAAAGCAGAAAACAACCGAGAUAAUUGCUGCAAAUCAAGACUUUUGUUCAUGCUGCAGCUAGACAGCAGUGGGAGCUCUCAUAGUGAUGGCUUCACUUUUGGGGAUCUGUCAUGUCAGCCAUCUAUUCAUGAAGUAUAUAGUCUUCUCUAGCUUGUAAUGGGAUCAUUCUUAGCGUAAAUUUGAUUAUGACCAUGAGGGGAUCCAGUCACAUCCUGCACAAAUGAAUCUGCAUAUGAGGAAUUCAGGUGGUUUUGGUGAAACUGUACGCUUGUUUGAGUCGGCAAGGAAGAAAGGAAAAUGAGUAGCACAACCUUUCGGUUCGUGGUUGAGUCUCAGCUAAUUUUAGUCACUUCUUAUUCACCUCAGCUUUACUGCAGUGCUUUCAUACACGAACACCUGACCUUUAAGUGCAUUUGCAUUAUAAAAAGCAAUAUAUAGAUCCCAAUAAAAAAGAAUAAUAUUCAUGCAGCUCAUUCUCAGCACAACUGCAGCACAAUCUUUAUCAGACUUUGGAUUUUUCUUUAACUUUUAGCAAGUUCUAAACUGAAAACCCCUCGCUAAAGCAUCCUAAGUGGAACAAAUCAUUCUCAGUCUUGGCAGACAUGACAGCUGAAACAGUAAGCUUCCCCAGCUGCAGCAAAGUGAAGAAGCGAUCGUGUGUGUACGUGUGUGUGUGUGUGUGUGUGUGUGUGUGUGUGUGUGUGUGUGUGUGUGUGUGUGUGUGUGUGUAUGUGUGUGGGGGAAGUUUUAAACAAUCAGUGAAGGUGAGAUGCUGCCUGGAGUGCUGAUCAGACGUACCAACAGAGCAUUUGAUUUAGGAUGUCCUGCCAGAAACGCCGUCUCUCAUUUCAUCUCUUGUCUCUUUAUUCUGGUCAGACUGCAGAUUGUUGACAGUGAUCAAGUGGUGCUUACCUCAUCCACAGACCACACUGUGCGACUGUGGAGUGCGCUCGGAGAAUUCAUAGGUGGGUGUUGUUUAGCAUACGUCAAUCCCGUCUUUCUAGCCGUUAUUAAUGUUCAUGCAAACAUCAUUAAUCUUGAGCGCGGUGGCAUGGUUAAGGCAGAAAUGCUGUUAUUUAUGUGCAUGUUUAUUGCAGUGUGACAGCACACACGUCUGCAAUAACACAAUAGGAGGAUUUUGAAUGAAAUAGGGUAUAAGGCCCCAGUGGUCCCUCUGUCCUCCCACUCUCUAUGUAUUUACCCUGUAACCUUUAAAAACUGAAUCCACAUGGCAGAUUCGAUAUAUUUUGCCUUGAGAUCUGGUAAACAUCCUCUGCUCCAACACUGCAAAACAACUUGGCCUCAGGUGCACACUGUGUCAAAUACUUUCUGUUUAUAAUAAAAACCAGGUCAAUGUGCUACACAACAUCAUUCCUGAGCAAAUAAGGAUUUUACAACCAGAUUUUUUAUCAGUCUCUGUGGUUGAGGAGUGAUUUAGCACCUGCUCAAGGUCUAAUAUUUUAUUUAAAAAAUGUUUGUGCCUAUUUACAAACAAGGACGGAACAAGUUCAGCAAAUAACGGCUAAUCUUCAACUAUCAACUGUCAUCUGUUGUCUAUGUAUCUGCCAAUCUGUAUGCUUUGUUUGACAUGAUUGUUGAUUUAUCGCCCACUGAGUUCUGCCAGUUUCUGCCUACGUUUGUUUUAUCUGUUAAAGAACACUGUAAACGUCUGUUUUUAAAGGUGCAAUACAAAUGAAUUAUUAUUAUUAUUAUUAUUAUUAUUAUUAUUAUUAUUAUUAUUAUUAUUAUUAUUAUUUAUUAUUAUUAUUAUUAUUAUUAUUAUUAUUAUUAUUAUUGUUAUUAUUAUUAUUUUAGUAUUAUUAUUAUUAUAUUAUAUUAUAUUAUAUGAUGAUUAUUAUUAUUAUUAUAUCACUACUUUUAUUAUCAUUACUUUGUUGUUAUUAUAAUUACUUUAUUGUUAUACUUUUUUUAUUAUUAUAAUUAUUGUUAUUAGUGUUAUUAUUAAUACCAUUUUUAUUAUUAUUAUUAUUAUUAUUAUUAUUAUUACUACAAUUGUUAUCCAAUUAUUAUUAUUAUUAUAUAUUUUUUGUGUAUUAUUAUUAUCAUCAUCAUCAUCGUCAUUAUCAUCAUUACUAAUGUUUUUUUUUAUUUUUUUUUUAUAGUAAGUAAGGAACAACAUGUACUGAGUGGGUUGUUGUAAUGGAUUAUUGCACGGCUGUGUUAAGUACUUAAGGCCGGAUACUCAGUACCCCGUAGGAAAGGAAAGGAAUGUAAAAGACAUAAAAAUAGGUUAUAACAGAGAGGUCUUAAAAGGUGCUUUUGGAUCAAAAGCACCCAGAGCUUUUAGUUCUCUUCAAGGGCAAAAUGGUCCCUGUGGCCCACUGUUUCUUCUUACACAUAAGGCCAGAUAAAUGUUCCCCGGGGGAUUUCGAGCACCUCAAAGACAGAGCUAGGCGAGCAGUCCCCCUCUUUUUCCACCCCUCUUUGUUAAGAUUAGCUCAGAUGCUGCUUGUAGCACAGAUGUGAGAGUGGUAGGACUUUUCUAUGCCACUCUGUUUUCUAAAAAUGUUGAAUUGCCCCUUUAAAAAGCUUUGAAGUAUGCUUCUAUUUGGCAUUUAAACACAUGUCCAAGUAUUUCUCCUGCAGUGCGUUCUCACAAAAUGAAAUGCCAGCUCCUUCAAGACAUUCAUGCUUUAGUCUAAUUAUUACUUUGCAUUGUGUAAAGUUCAGCAUGUUCAUUUUGAGGUCGGAUUCACAUCCACCCUAACAUUUGAGCCCAGUAUGUAACAUAUCAUAGUCAUAAUUGUGUCUAUAUUUAUCAAACUGGUCAGUGGGAGUGGUGUCGCACAGUUGGGCUCAGCUGUUAUGAAAUGAUCGUAAAUGAAUUCAGACAUUGUGACAUUUUGAGAAGCUGCAGUUUUGACAGUGUCACAUUCCUUCAGCGCCAUGCCGUGCAAUAUGUCACAACAUUAAAAUGGAGACCUUUGCUUUCCGUCCACAGGGACCUUUGGGCAGUCUGAGAGCUGGAGCAUCCACAUCCCCUCAUCCUGGGAGCACCCUGCUGUUCCCUACCAGGUUCUGGUGGAUCCUCUCAGUAUGCCAGAUCAUGAUAUUCUAAAUACAAGAACAGAUCUUUCUGAUGCCAUCAAUCCUGACAAUGGCGACGCUCAUAUAACUAAAGGUGAGCUACUUUCCUUCACAAAUGAUUAUCUGAGCUGUUACUUUUCCUCUCCGUCUCUUUCCCUCCAAUUGUCAAACUGCGCUGAACUUUGCCUGCUCUUUUUGUGGUAUAAUUGCAGCCAGAGACUCACAGUGAGCCGAGACUUCCUCCAACAUCCAUCAGUGACACUACUGAGGAAGAUUAAAAGCCUGCUGCACCCAGAGGAACACAAGAGUGGGUGGGUUAGAGCCAUUACAGCAGCAAAGACGAUACUGUACAUGUGCAAUGCAAGUCUUACACCAGACCGGGCUUUAAAAAGUAAAGGGGGUUUAUAUUUAGACUUGGUGUUGCUUCUUUUGCAUUUUAGGCAGUGUUGUGAAAGUGUCAGGCAUACUAACAAGCUAUCGAACCGCAGCGCACUGAACGGCUUUGAUACUGUGGAGCCACCAAGCCUCAGAGUAAGACCUGACCUCUCUCCUGCUGCUAUCGAUCCUUUCAUAAGCAGUGCUGAGGAACAGGAGUCAACUGAAUAAAG